Messenger RNA from Gryllus bimaculatus (two-spotted cricket), 3916 nucleotides. Lineage: Eukaryota; Metazoa; Arthropoda; Insecta; Orthoptera; Gryllidae. The record is from the annotation of a GenBank genome assembly.
CACGCGCAAUGCAGUGCCGUGCGACGAGGUGCCGUAGUGACAGCGGUGACGUGACUAGUAGUUGCUCAGGAGGGUGUCACACAAUCGCCUAGCAUGUCAGAAAUGGGUUCCGAAAUGCGAUAAGACAAUGACAGCUCGCCUUCCGUUCGCGGAAGGCAGCUCCUCAUUUACGAGUUUUUUACAUUUAUAAAGGUUUACAGGUAUAUGGUCAAAAAGUGAAUCUUCAAUGGUGCGACCAGCACGCGCGGAAUUUGAAAGCAAUUGCACCGCUUGAACAAUUCUGUCCAUGAUCGAAUUACGUAUAUUUGCAAAGUGGUUGUGAUAAUUAUGCAAAUUUUGCAGAAUUACGUACCGAGCCAAUUGAAAUUGAGGGAUACAAUUAUGUUUGCACUCUAGGUGCAAGUAUAGUCAAUAUUUCUCUGAUUAACAUUAAAAUUUACCAAUUUAGCAUACUCUAAAAGUCUGUUAUUUUGCACGUAAUUGCUAGUCAUCAUAAAAGUGUUUAAAAAAAACUAUUUUUUGUAAAAUGAAAUUUUAAAAAAUAUUUUCACAUUUAUCUGCUUGAUAUGUUAUAAUUUUUACACUGUACAUUUGCUGAAUGUAUCUCUUUAUUAUCUUGAUGAAAUAUACAAGUAUAUUCUCACCAAAAGAGAGAGUGAAUUUAAUGAGUGGUUGACAUUUCUGGAAUAUUAGUUUCAUGAAAGAAACAAGAAGAAGUUGUUUAGUUUAUUAUUGAAUUUACAAGAUCAACAUCUUAUUCAUCACUGUUUUCCUUACAGUGUCUGUAGAAACCAAAUUGCUGUUAUUGCAAGAGUUCAUCAUUGUCAUUGCAAACAUAUUUUGUCUCACCAUUGAUAUACCAAGAAUAGUUGGUGAUUGAACCUAUGUACAUGGAAAAGGCUGACACCAUGCUCUCAAGCCCAAGAGACAGGCACAUACUUCCUCGGCUGCGAGUGCCUUUGGCACUCCUUGCUGCCGUGAGUGCUGCUCUCCCGUUGGCCGGGUUGGCAUUCUGUUUAGUGUGGUCAGUGGCUUUUGCACAUGAAUAUACCACACGAACACAUUGUGAUGUUGAGAACAUACUGCCUUCUAUCUCAUCUGCAGUGGGGAUGGUCUACCCACAGUACUACAUCUGGCGUCUAGCAGUGGUAGCUCAUGCCGGACCACGCCUGCUUGUUGUGUGGGGCUACCAUCGGUGGGUGUUUGAAAUGCACCGCCGGUUAGGGUAUUAUGAAGUUGUACUCAGACAAGCUGCUAAAGCUGCUGGGAGGGCUGCAUGCUGCCUUCACUUGGUAGAAGUGGCAUCACUAAUUGGCUUGACGUUGCGAUCUUCAGCAGAGAAUUAUCGUGCUCAUGUGCGAUCAUUGGUUGUGUUUGUGGCUUCCUCCCAAGCUCACAUGGUGCUGGCAGUGUGGUUGCAGGCAUGUGGUCGAGGACAUCCACCCCGGCCAACAGAAGCUCGUGCUUUACGUUUCAAACGUAAGCUGAUGGCAGCAGACUUGGCAGCAUUUGGCCUUGCUGGAUAUUGUUUCUGUAGGCACAAUUGGUAUUGUGAACCAUAUAUGUAUUCAAUAUUUGCAUUCUGUGAAUACACUUUGGUUUUGGCUAACACAGCCUUCCAUGCAUCUGGUUACUGGGAGUUGUCCCCUUCUGCUUUGGUGCUAGGAGGGCCAGUUGGUCUUUCUGUACUUCCACCAACUCCUCCAUCACCACCAGCCAUUCACAGAUGACAGACUUCCAUGAAGAAUUGGAGUACUUCUGAAAAUGGGCUCACUUAUCAGACAAGAAAAUUUUGGUCUUAUUGUAACACUAAGAAGUGCUGUUGACAUCGUGCUUUAUAAAUAAGUAUAAGUGAUAUAAUUUAUACAUAUAAAAUAGCAAUUUGGAAUAUACAAAAAACUUGGUAUUGAUAUUAAAAGUCCUACAACAUUACUGAUGCACAUACAUCAUCAUUGUAAAUCACAUUCUAGAUUUUGAACAUUGUAAAUACAAAAUAAAUUCUUUGUGAAGCAGAACAUGCUAUUCAAAAUUGAACUCUGAAUUAUAUUUAUCAAAAGACAGAUACAUAUUUCUCAAAACAUCAUUUGUGGCACUAGUGAAUGGUUGAGAAAACAAUGUUUUUAGGUUGAAAUGUCAAUUACAAGCCCUAUGAAACAAAGCAAACAAUAGUAUUUAAUAAUAGUAUUUAAUAAUUUCAAUAGUAUCUCAAAGUAAGGUUCCAAUUCAGCACUUUUUUUUCUAUUAUAUUAUUUUGAAAAUAUUUACAUGCCAAUCUAAUGAAAGAGCACAAAGUCUCCUAUAAAACAUUGAGUUUCAAUUCUCAGAAAAACAUGAUUUAAACUAUUUUUCAUGUGUGCCAAAUUUCUUACUUAUAAGAUAUAAAUCCAAAAAUAAUUUUAAAAAAAUUAAAUUUGUUGAAUUCCGAUACCUUCAAUCUUAAGUCAACUGGCAUUUGCUUAAAAAUCAAAUUGGGUAGAGAUUUGGAGAUGAGAAAUAGCAUAGAAAAUAAUUGGGAACAAAUAAGUCAGUAUUAUUAUGAAUGCAAUUGAGAAAAGAAAACCUAUACAAGUUAAUAUUUUAGUUUACACAUAUCAAACAUAACAUAUUGUCUUUUGAUAUCCUUUUUAAAGUAGUUGUCAUAUGAGCAUAUUCUCACAAUAUGUUAUACUUUUGAACACUUAUUUCUAAAACAAAAUAUAUAACAUUCCUACUAUUAUUGCAAUUUUAUUCAGACAAAUUGUAACAUUCUAAAAGAUUUCUCUGAUGAAUUUGUAUAUCCAUGUAUGCAUGAGAUAUCAAUUGAAAUGAAUUGUACAUUAAUUAAAGUGAAUAAUAAAUAAUAUUUUAAAUAUUUUUAAGUUUGUAUUUAAGAAUGUUGUUAUUGAUAUAGUAAAGAUUAAUAAUUAUAAUAAUGGCUUCUCCAGUUUGGAGUUCUUCCCUAUUGAAUUGGCAAUAUAAGUUAUGAAUUGAUGUAAAUUAUGCAAAGGAGGAAAUUAUUUCCAUGCAGCUUGGACAAGCAGUGAAUUAAAACUGAAAAAAUUAAAACACAAAACAUUUAAAUUAUCUAGUUUAAUAAAAAUAUGGAAUAUCUCCAAAACUUUUUUCUGGUGGAUCAAGAUGUAAUAGGAAAUUUACAUGACAAGAGUUUGAGUAGAAUAUUGUAUAAAAGAACAAACGGGGAGAUUAUUGUAAGUCAAAUUUUAUAAUCACAUACAUUAUAUAAACAUAAAUUGCUUACAGACUCAGACCUUUGAUAUGAGAGAAAAAAAAAUUUUAGACUCAUAUUCAUUCACAGUUCAUGAAAAAAUUACUGUCUUGUUCAUCAAUUGAUUUUUGUGGAUCAAAUAAUAUUGCUCACAUCAUUUUCCAACUAGCUAUUCUACACAUUUUUGCAAUGAAAGCUUUACAACCAACUUUUUGCCAACACCAAUUUUACUCUGAAGUAUACAUAACUUUCCAAUUUCAUUGAGCCUUACAUAAUGUAUGACAAUAAAAUGUUGCUUCAUUAUAAUAAUAAUAAUAAUAAUAGCUAUGAAUUCAUAAAUUGAACUCUCUGCUUGUUACUGGCCAUGGCUCAAAUAUUUGUAAAAUAAAAGAAUUUUAAACGUAAAUAUAUUUCCUCACAUAUUGCCAAUUUCUCUGUAUGACAUUGUAUGACAUUUGAGAAAUAUAAUGUGCAUUCAUAUAUUCUUAUAUUUGUGAGCACAUCUUAAUUCAAGGAAUUGUUAUUCUAAUACACAAUAUUAUAUGAUAAAGAAAUGUAAUAGCUUAUGAAAUUUCCAGAAUUUUCAUUAGCUAUAAAUUUUUAUGGUGUUUGAUGACUAAUGAGGAUUUUAUCAUUAGUUACAUCUUGAUAUAAACUUAUAACCAUUUAUGAGCACUUUGUAAAAUGUAUUGAUUGAAUAAAGAUUUAUUU